Molecule: messenger RNA, 2133 nt
Organism: Fusarium sp. VM40
Lineage: Eukaryota; Fungi; Ascomycota; Sordariomycetes; Hypocreales; Nectriaceae
Source: the annotation of a GenBank genome assembly
AUGGAUGACUACUCGAGCUCCCUCAUGAUCAAGGAGCUUCACGGCGACCUUGCACGGAAAUACAAGACUCAUGGCGCCAAGGUCGAAGCUGCAUGGCGUUCCUUCAACAGGCUCCAGCGCGCAAAAUGCAUGAAAGACGGCAUGGCAGAGGGAGCUGUCCUCAAGCAUUCGUCAGACACAUCUCUCGGCAAUGUCUACAAGUUCAUCCCCGAAUGGAAUCUCGCCGAUCUUACGGACCCGAAAUCCGAUCGCUUGCUCGAUAUUCUCAAGCAUCGGGCUACGACGUCCCUCUCUGAGCAGUACAGCGAGGGCGUGAAUGGCUCGCCUGGAGACUUUGAGUUGAUCGAUGAGAUGACCAAGAAGAAGAAUCUCCGCCAUGUCAACCCAUUCACCAACUGCUAUACCUUUUUUUACGAUGAGAAAUAUGGCGAAUCUAUCCAAGUCUCAUCAGAACACAUAGACGAGGUCUUGGCUAGCCUCCGUGUUGCCAUCGAUCGUGGCAUUCUUGUUCCACAAUCUUUGGGAGAGCUCAUUCUCCAGAGACAAAUCACUCUACUGCAAUGCCUCAAUGUGAUUAUUGAGGAUAUUCUGGAGCAGGGAUCACAUACCAGAAAGAAGGGCCAGUCAAACAAGCAAUCCAGGAACGCUGCCACUGCUCCCCUUUCCAAAGCCGCCAAAAACCCAGCUGUGAAGCCUACACCCCAGGAGGUGGUUGCCAGUGCCCGCGAUCAAAAGUCAUCUCUUGAAGAAUACCUGUCGCUUCUUCGCUCAGAACCCACCGUUUUGUGUCCUGGAGUAAAUCAUCAGUUUUUCAGUCGUUCAGAGCUUGUUCCUGAUGAGAAAGGCCGAUCAUUGCCGGUUCAUACCGACAAAUACAUUGGCCCGGCUGUAUUUGAGGCCAUUCACCAAGCCGUUCAAGGUGUUGCUAUCUGGGACUCCAUCACUGGUCUCGUUGACCUUCUUCAGAAGCCAUCUACAGACAAACUCUACAAGUCCAUGGUCCUCCAAGAGUUAUCCAAUUUGUGCCAACUCGAGUACACUCGCACUCAGACCCUGUUCAAACGCCAGAUCUCCACAGGAAUGGGUUCCAAGUGGUUCAAACGACUUUCGAACGUGUACGACAACUUGGGCAAUGCUAAGCUCUCGAUGAAGGGCAAGCCGGAGGAACUCACCAGAUCGGAUCCUCAACUUCACUACCUAUUGCGUCUUUGCCAGCCCGAUGUCACUGCCGCGAAGGCUGUUGAGUGGAUGGAAAAGCUUGGCGAUCUUCACAGAUCUCACCCUGAGGACCGCGAGAAACUUUACGAGAGGGAAGACCGCACCUUGUACGACAUGGCCGCCAUAGUUGCUUUUGCCCAGGACUUUUCUUCCGUGUAUUCGCUACCUUCCCCCUCCAAGAAGAAAGGGCACUCCUUCGUUUCCGCUCUCCAAGAACUUGAGAUUGAGUUAAAUCUAUUGAAGAAGCAAGUCGAUCUGCGAGAUUACGCGGCUCCUAUUGACAAUCUUCUUGAGCCUGGUAUGUCUGCCAAGGCUCUCGAAGCAUUAGACGGGUUUGUUAUCGACAAGACAGGUACUAAGAUGGGGUUCCUUUACCAGGAUGAUUUGGAGAAAACGUUCAAGACCCUGGAGGAGCAGUAUCAACAAGCCAAGGAUAAACUGGCCAAGAACAGCAAAUCAGUUAUCCUUCCCAUCGACACUACUCCUCCAGACCCGGUGGAACGAAUCGAGAGUCGAAGAAAAAAGGAAAAGACGCGCCCAUCGCAUUCAUCCAUCUACGCCAUCACUCCCACCACCGAACCACUACCAGAGAAGGACUCUGCACCACCAGCACAACCCAUCAAGGUCAGCUCAACAACAGCAGAAGUCUUUGCCACGCUUUUUGACAAGAACCAAUCCCGAGGAUCAGUGAGCUGGGCAUCUUUCGAGGCUGCCAUGGCUGAGUUGGGAUUUUCAGUCAUUCCCAGAUUCGGGUCCGUCUAUACGUUCCGCCCUUCUGAGUCUAUUGCGGCCCAAAGACCUGUCAGUAUCCAUCGGCCUCAUCAGUCGCAGAUCGAGGGAUAUUUGACUCUGAUUCUUGCGCGACGAUUAAAUCGGGCAUAUGGGUGGAGUGAAACUUCAUUUGAGAGUAACUAG